CAAGGGAGGCCGGGUACCAUGGUGUUGGCCGCUCGAAGCGUCAACAUGUCCCUGUUUUGUCGAUACCCUUCUCUUGAGAAGAGGGAACACAGCUGAAGUGAGUCGCGAGUGGAUCAUCAGAACCAUGUGACCAUAACUGCGUGCACAACUCAAGCUUCACAUUAAACAGUAUGCACGCUCGCUCUCACAACUGGCGCUACCGCGUUGCAAGCGAACCAGCCCCAUUGUUUCUACAUGUCAAUGUGUCUGCUGAUUUCUGCCUCCGCACGUGUGGCGACGCAGGCAGUCCCAUUCUUUGACGGGGCAUCGUCUCGAGGACAGAAGGCAUGUAUUAAAAGUUAUCAACCCACCCGGAACCAGCACCCCAGGGGACAGUAGACUCGGUGGAUCUGGAUAUUCUUAGGCCCCACAGGCCCGAGAAUAUCCGCAUCCAACGGUUCCCCAGAUGGUACUGGGAUGGGCGCCGGGGUUCCCCCCUAUGCCCUUAGUUAGCAAACCCCGCGCCCAUCCAAGUAGAGAUGGACCAGGAAGCUGGAGCGCACACAUGGCUGGGUUUGCCAGUGUGCACUGCAUGCGGAGGUCACGCGCCGGAUGCACAUGCAGCAGCCGCGCCUACCUUGCCACAGCAGGGUCGAGCGCGGGAAAGGCGUCUGGCCGUGGUUGUGCCUCCGAAUCUCAAAAAAUCGUGUCGACAGAGAUCUGGAUAUAUCCAGCUUCCUUCCCGGUAGAAGUCCCGACCUCGGGAUCGCAAAAGCAGGGCGGCCAUCCCUCACGGAGGCCGCCGACAGAAAGACCUCCACGCCAAGCGCUCGGCCGCGGCCCCCCGGGCGGGCGCACUGUUGGCCCCCGCUGGGCGGUUGGGCGCGGCGCUGCGGGCCCCGCCCUCUUCCAGCCCAGGGCCUCCCUGGGCUGGCGCAGCUGGAGGAGGAGGGGGAGGAGGACGAGAAGGAGGAGGAGGAGGAGGAGGAG
Prorocentrum cordatum is the source of this 969-nucleotide messenger RNA. NCBI's taxonomy places the organism in Eukaryota, Dinophyceae, Prorocentrales, Prorocentraceae. The record is from the annotation of a GenBank genome assembly.